AAGUAGGCUAGCAUAUUGCAUUUGGAUUAAAACCUUCAUGACGGGACAGGCACAUUUAGGUAAAUAAACAUCUUCUUGCGUUGCAAUACAAUUUUACAAAGGAGAAAAAUGACACAGUACGAGAACCAUUCAGUUCUUAUUUCGAACUUACUUGAUUACAAAGGAUAUGGAGGACAAAUGUUAUCAAUUAGAAGGGAAAUACAAAGUGGUAUUGAAGACGAUCUGAACCAAAAAACUGCUUCUUGUUGUCAAUUUUACACACUUUUAGUUGGGAGUAAAGCCGAGGGUCUUACAGCUCCCUUUGAGAAUGAUUUGGAUAUGAUGCAAGUUCUAAAAGACACAGUCUGCAAAGAACAUUCAACUUUAGUAGAGCACCAAGAAGAGCAUGAAGAAGAGCACCAAUUCAAACUAGUUUCAGAUCUUUCGCGCCCUGGUUAUUCUUUACUUCAAACUAUUCACAUUUGUGAUAGUCUUGAUACAGCCACACUACUUUACAAAUCGAUGGUUGAACUAGCUCCGGAUAAUUUAUACCUUUCUAGUGACUUUUUGAAAAAUGAAAUUAAAAAGUUACUCAUUGGAAUUUGUAAAUUGCCCGGAAAUCAAGGGUUUGCUAAUGUACAUAAUGAAACGCAAGGUCCUUCAAUAGUGAUAAACAAGUCUGAAACACCAAGUGAUACUGUGGUAGCACUUAGAUGCGAAUGCCCUAGCUAUUUAUUUGCAUGGAAAAGUAGAAAAAGGAAUCAUCAGUGGCCGCCUAUUGCAGUCGUAAGAGAAGUUUCGAGUUUAGAUUCACACGUGGUUCCAGUAGGACAUACGGGUAGCUGUUUACAAUCCUUAGAAUGGAGAAUAUGUUUCACCAAAGGUGAAAUAAAAUUGGUUCAUAGUUUGAAUGACUGUCUUACAAAAGUUUUAAUCUUGCUAAAACAAAUUGCUAAAGUCACUUUGAAACCUUUAAGUAAAGAUAUGUCUUCCUAUCUUAUGAAGAAUGUAGUAUUCUGGUUAGCUGAACUAAAUGACUAUGAUUAUUUUACUCAAGAUGCAUUGAUAGUUGCACUUAAAAAGGCACUGGCAGACCUGAAGAAGUUUGUUGUUGCGAACAAUUUUCCAAGCUAUAUGAUUCCACAAAGAAAUUUGCUCGAAGGCAAACUAACACACUCACAACGAAUUAAAAUUUGUAUGAGAAUAGACUCUCUUCUGAAGGAAGGACCAUACAUGGUCUUGAAAAUUGGAAAGAUCCGGAAUGCUAUCUCAAUGUGUUACAAGUCACCAACAGUAUUUAGUCGAAUUACAAUGAAAUUGCACGAGAUGCAUAUUAAUUUUUAUCUAUUCUUAAAAUUCUUAAUUCUCUCGCUACCAAAAUCACCACGUGUUCCCGAUGAUAUUGUUAGAAGUUUAUUUUCAAACAGUAUAGUGGGGAUUUUCUGGAUUAGAUUUAGUUUGUCUAUGUUGGACGUAGCACAAUGUUACAAAGACAUAGGCGAGAUUAAAUUCCUUGAUUGUAGUAAUGUAUUAUGUUAACAUACCUACACCAUUAUGUUAACAUACCUAAACAGAGAUAGACAAAAAAUAUUUGAAAAAUAUUCCUAUGAAGAAGCUUUACUGCAUUUUUCCCUUGAAAUUUCAAAAAAAAAUGUCCACCAUUAUAUAAUUAGGCUAGUCUGCUGAAUCUAAAAGCAGACUCAUUUACCCGGACAUGAUUUGCACACAAUUGCAACUUACAUUUUCUGUAAGAUUGUUGCCUGUAUAUUCUAAACCAAAAGUUUUCAAAAGUUCACUGCCGGAAAACUCCAAUAUACAUGAAAUAUACAUGUAGGAAGAAAACUGUUUUCUUCUUUAUAAUAGAUAAUUAGACAUUUUCUUUCAGUAUAGAAAGAAAGAUAUAUAACUCAUAUAUAAAAGUGCUAUUUUUUAAUUAUUCAGGUUAUCCGCCCAAAAAUUAAAAAUAUUUGAAGAUGAAUUUGAA
Ruditapes philippinarum (Manila clam) is the source of this 1963-nucleotide messenger RNA. RefSeq lists its product as uncharacterized. NCBI's taxonomy places the organism in Eukaryota, Metazoa, Mollusca, Bivalvia, Venerida, Veneridae. The transcript has 2 exons. The coding region runs from base 109 to 1518 and encodes 469 amino acids. The record is from RefSeq and is a predicted model, not a curated record.